Molecule: messenger RNA, 429 nt
Organism: Paraglomus occultum
Lineage: Eukaryota; Fungi; Glomeromycota; Glomeromycetes; Paraglomerales; Paraglomeraceae
Source: the annotation of a GenBank genome assembly
AUGACAACGGAAAAAGAUGCGGCAAACUCGCCUCCAACCACUGCCAAUGUAUCGAAAACUCUCUCAAAAGCAAACAGAGAUUCUUUCUACUCUGUCUUAGCUAAAACACCAUAUUCAGCCUGGGCUAUGUCCGCUCUAUGUUUCGCUUCAACUCCUGCAGCGAUGAUGAAAUUCACUGGAGUACCUUCCCUUCUUGAACUGUCUGCAUUCGGUUUUAUAUUCGCGGGUGCUGGUUACAUUACGAGCACAGGAGACAUUACGAAUGGAUCGGGGACUACGACAGCCUGGUCUCUUUCAUACAUGUUGUUCAAUAUGAGCAGAGCGGUAAAAUCGAAAAAACCUCUUCCACUUAUUUUGAUGUCAGGAGCAUUGGCAAACGCAGCAUUGCACGGGAAACAAUAUUUUUUCUCUGAACCAGAUUCAGACUAA